AUGGCUUCUGAAAGCGCCUCGGAUUCGCCCAUCACCGAAGCGAUCACAGCGCAAAACGAGCUUCGCAACGAGACCAAGACUGCCGAUGACACCACCACCACCACCACCACCAAAGAUGCUGAGCAGAAGGCAGACAAACUAGCCGGUUCGGCUAGCCCUCUACUAGGAGAUAAACGCGGUCUUGACGAAGGCGAAUCCACCCCUUCUGCAAGCAACAUCGGUCUCAAGAAACAAAAAACCGAAGACGAUACCGCUGAACAAUCAGAGACGACCGCCAAGGCCACUUCGACUACAGAUAACGCUGGACCAAGUACCAAUGGCCAAAAGAAGAAGGCUGGUCGACCUAAGAAGGGCACUAAUACAAACCCAGUGAAGAAGAUUUCUCCCAGACCUACCGAUGGCAUCGGAAGUCGCACUCGCAGUCGAGCCAAGCCCUCGAACUAG
Molecule: messenger RNA, 444 nt
Organism: Talaromyces rugulosus
Lineage: Eukaryota; Fungi; Ascomycota; Eurotiomycetes; Eurotiales; Trichocomaceae
Exons: 2
Coding region: 1-444 (147 amino acids)
Source: RefSeq, a predicted model, not a curated record